AUGUACGGAAAAGAUGGCAAGAAUAUUAAGCUUAUUGUAGAUGCUUUAACUAAGCAAACUUCGCCGUCUCCUAAAGGCAGUCCAGCUGCAACGACUUCGCCAACCAAAGACGAAAUUAAAAAAUUCAUAUUCAAUUUCAUGUAUUUCGCUGAUCCACUGCUACAGUACACUGAAGGCCAUGUAAAAGAUUAUUCACAAGAUAAAAAUAAUCCUCUUCCCACUGAACAGUCCCUCCAAGUGAGAGGCAUCCAAAAUGCGUCUGACACUCUACUUAAAUAUCUUGGUAAAUUUAGCGAUGAUAAUAAGAAUCAACACAAGGACGCUAAAAAGCGUAUUUACAUUUUUGAUGACUUAUCCACUACACUUCUUAAACAACUCUCCGCUUCCAUCUCCGCCCUCUCCCCCUCCAACUUCCACGGCUUCCACAACCCGCUCCUCCUCGACGCCCUCAAGGCCGGCAUGGAAAAAUUCACCGAGCAACUCGGACACGCGUAUGUAAACGUUUACAGCGGUAAAAUCCCUACUGAGAAGUGGGUGAAACAAGAGAGUAAACAAGUUGAUGGCAAACCACAACUUGUUGACGUCCUUUCCACCGAGGGCCGCAACUGCGCCAAGGUCUGCCUGACCAUACUGGAGAUAUUGAAUACUAAUCUCAGAGAUCUGUAUAAUAACUGUAAAGGCAGUGGUAAAUGGUCUAAAAGUUGUAUACGUUUAUAUGAGGGUAAUAAAAAUAAGAGGUCCGAUAACCAACUGGGUCACUGGUUCCAGCGUCGUGGCUUCCGGGUAUCGGAAUAUGAGAACACACAAAACGGGGAGUUGAAGAGAGGCAUGAAGGGCGACGAAAUUCGUACGUUACUUGUCAACGGUAAUGGCAAAUAUGUUUUUAAGAACGAUAACAAUAAGGAUGAUGCCGGUCCCCUUAGGACAUUAUUCAGGUAUCUCCUCGACUAUUACAAAGUCACUCACCGUGGACACAUUGCAUCACCUAAAUCGCCGUGUAACAUCUAUCAAAUGCUCCAAUGGCUCCUCGGCUUGUACUUUAAUCCGAUGUAUCAGAAGCUGGAAGCGCACAUUGGCGAAUUGUUUACUGGCCUACAAAAGCAGUACAAGUUAGAACAUCCACGCUUAGAAGUCACUGUACCAGACGAUAUGAAGGAUAAAAUUAAAUCACCUCUCAACUCUGAGCAAUUGACCAAAGUGCUCAAACAAGUAUGUUUAUACUCCGCAGACACACUCAUCACUUUCCUCGGUCACGGCCACUCAGGUGGCCGCUACGCCGUUGACUUCUACACAAACACAGAUAAUUUGUUUUACCCUGGUAGCCCUGCUUCAUGUUUCGAUAUGCUUGCAGACAUAUUGAACAGAGUAUUUUAUCAAGUCCGUUUCGUAUAUAAGCAGUGUAACAACCGCCCUGAGAGCGGUGGUUGGAAACACUGCUGGUACGGCCGUGGUGUUGGCGGUUCAUCGUGGACGUGUAACACCAUGCAAUGUCCCAACCAAACAGGCGACCAAACGGCUACCCAAAACAGUAACCAAAUGCAUAAGCAAACAUGUAACCAAAUGUGUGAUCAACGUGCGGAAUGCGGACUAAAGUCGCCGCUCCAGUCGUUCCUGGAAGAUGGUCUCCCCGGCUUCCUUCCUCAUUCAAUUACCUCUCCUGGUUGCAAGUUGACGUGUUCCCUUCCCAAUCACUUUGGUAGACCGUGCCUAACUCCCAUGGGUUUUAGCGAUAUUAGCAAUGUAGCUUCACGCACGCAGAAAGGCGAUUAUCUCCAGCAAGUCCUUGAGUUAUUGUACGGCCCGAAGUCUAACUUCCGUCAGUUGUGUAGUGUGGUCAACUGCCUCAUCCGCCGACCGCCACAAACGCUUGAUGAUUUGUUAGCGUUCUACUAUGGUUACCUUGCCAACUGGAGCGGAGGCUCGAAAGGGCGUGAUAAUGAGGCUAGGAAACACAAGCACGACGCAUUCGUCCGUGCCGUUCGCAAUGCGAAUCUUGGCAGAGAGUAUAGUGAUUUAAUCCCUACUGCAGUCUUUGGCAGCAGUAGCCACUACGAUCAGAAAUCAACGCAUACCAACGGUGACGUGUUUAGCCUUGUUAGUUGUAACCCACACAAUGCUCCGGCCCAUCCUUGUGGCCGAUACUUGCAACCGCUACAUCAAGAUGCGCGUUCCAUGUUUUCAAGUUUCUUUGCCCGCUUUUACCUAUGCUGGAUCGUAUAUACAACAGAAAAUUUCUAUGAUUUACUGAAGAAAUUGUACGAUGACUGCUGUGCAAAAUGCAACAAACCGGGUACCAAGUGCCACGAUAAUAGCUGUGCCGAGAGAUGUGCAGUGAAAUCAGCUUAUGAAGCUGAAGUGUCCAAUCCACAACAAGCAUUGUCCACUCAAUCCGCAAAUAAGGCACAUGAUUCAAAGUGUCAUUCCAUUAUCGAAUGCAAAUAUACUCAUCCGACUCUCUACUCAUAUGGCUUCACAUUUGGAAGUCCGCAUGAAUUGAGCGGUGUCACGGAGGUGAAAAAUAGAAGAACAUGCAUAGAUUUAUGUAACGCAUUGAAAAAGGUUCUCAGCGAUAAAAAAUCAGACAAUGCACCGCUAGCAAAAUUAAUAUACGUCACCAUACCAGAUUUCCUCUGGAAAAUCAGAGAACCAUUUUCCCUAACACUGUUAGCCCUCUGGUCGCUGUCGCUCCUCUACCUGCUGCACAUCACCGUCGUCCGCCUCGACGUCCUGAGGAUACGCUCCCACCUGAGAUCACCUGCAAGCCACCGCAUCGCCGCGCAGUCGCUCCUCGCCGCCGCACGCGUCAAGGCACUCGCCAACGUAAAGUACUUCUCACCAUAA
Messenger RNA from Babesia ovata, 2841 nucleotides. RefSeq lists its product as uncharacterized. NCBI's taxonomy places the organism in Eukaryota, Apicomplexa, Aconoidasida, Piroplasmida, Babesiidae. The record is from RefSeq and is a predicted model, not a curated record. Bases 1 to 2841 code for a protein of 946 amino acids. The transcript has a single exon.